Molecule: messenger RNA, 546 nt
Organism: Dibothriocephalus latus
Lineage: Eukaryota; Metazoa; Platyhelminthes; Cestoda; Diphyllobothriidea; Diphyllobothriidae
Source: the annotation of a GenBank genome assembly
AUGACCUCCUCCAACCCCACCCGAUUCUGCAACCGAAAAUGUGAAGAACACAGACGGCGAUCUGGAGCUCGGUAUGUAGUUGAUGCCCUCAUUUUCACCAAGCGGGAUGCCGACCAACUGUUUGGUGUCGACCUGGCGUCCGGCCGCAGUGUUUACGUGCCGCACUUUCGUAUCCUUUCCACAGCCGAUCAGUUCCGCAGCCAUAAACUAUCGGCCAAGGCCUCUCGCCAGCUCCAGGAUGUUUUCUCCGUCCUCGCGGGAAACCUACCCGAUUGGUUGGUCCAGCUCAUGUCCACAUGCCCCUUCCUGUUCCCCUUCUCCAUCCGCCAGACCUUCUUCUACGUGCACAACUUUGACCGCGAACGCACAAUCCUGCACUUACAGGACUCCACCACCAACGGUGGCUCCGAUUCAGACACCUCCCUCCUCUCGCCGUCCACGUCCUCCUCGCCGUUUGGUAAUCUGGUGGCCGCACCCUCGUUCUCCGGUUUUAACUCGCACCAAUUACCCUUAUCCGUUCCCCCGGGCUCGGCUCUCCAAUUGCUU